Molecule: messenger RNA, 1363 nt
Organism: Hibiscus syriacus
Lineage: Eukaryota; Viridiplantae; Streptophyta; Magnoliopsida; Malvales; Malvaceae
Exons: 14
Coding region: 183-1292 (369 amino acids)
Source: RefSeq, a predicted model, not a curated record
ACAACAAAGCAAUCAGAAAACCCAGUAAUCACUGGAAAAUACUAAUUAAUUUGUAAUUUUAAAAAACCAAUUUCGUUUCUUUGUUCUGUAAUUUUUGUUUCACGGUACUUUAGCAGUCGUCUCUAUUCUCCCCGUAUAUACGCUCACAACGUACAAACAUACGGUUCAAACCGUUGUCGACCAUGGCUCUUCCUCUUGGCAAGUUAACUAUCCUCGUUGGUGCAGGAAUUGUUGGCUCAAUUCUUGCUAAAGAAGGAGGCAUAUCAAGUGUUUCUGAUUUUGUCUCUGGCGCUUUCAAGAUUGCUUAUCGGCAACUUAAGCAUGCUGACACUACACCGUCUGGAAACAAGCCACGCAAUGACUAUUUGGUGGCUCAGGUUAAUAGUCUAAGGCAGGAACUACAAAUCUUGGCUUCAAACAGACCAAUUACAAUUGUUACUGGACGUGGAACAGGUACCAGUAAAUACAGUAUAAUCAUCGUUGUUGUCGUAGUUGGAUAUGGCUAUGUUUGGUGGAAGGGUUGGAGACUUCCUGAUAUAAUGUUUGCAACAAAGCGUAGUUUAUCUGAUGCACGUGAAGCCAUAGCCAAGCAGCUUGAGAGUGUUUACUCGUCAAUCUCGGUUACCAGACGGCAUCUAUCCUCGAGAAUUGAGAGUGUGGACAAUCAUCUGGAUGCAAUUGCUGAUAUUACUGCUACUACUCAAGAGGAGGUUUCUCUGAUACAAGAUAAAUCAAAGAUGCUCAACAGCAAUGUUCAAUCUGUUCGUUAUGUAGUUCAAAAUCUGGAAAGUAAGAUUAAAAGAAUAGAAGGGAAGCAGGAUAUGACAAACGAAGGAGUGAACUGGUUGUGUAAUUAUGCGCAGACUAUGGAACAAAAUAUACCCAUUGAUCGCAUUCAGGCUUCACCAGCCAGCUCCUCCAGGCCAGCUCUUGAAGCCCCUACGAAAACACCGUCAAGGAGUGGGUAUUCACCCCUCAUUGUACCAGUAGAGUCGCCAUCGCCAUCACGAGCUCCAAAUCCUUCUGAUUCCAAUGGAACUCCCAAGGUUCAGAGAUCUCCGAAAACUGCAAUCUCUGCUUCCGGUCUUAAGGACGUAAGUGAAUCAAGCAGCCAUUAUGUUGGAAAUGGGAACCGAAUUCCCGAAGGCAGCGCCAAUGGCUCUUCAAGCCCUGGUUUCUUUGGGACAAUGUUUUCCGGUCGAAACGCUUCUUUUCCUUUUCUCACAAGAACUCGUAGCGCAACAAAUGUGUUGCCACAACAGACGGGAGGAUCAAACGGACAGCAAGCGUAAAGAGUUUAUUUCCUGCUUGAUUACAAUUUUAUGUUCAUAGAGAUGGGGUUUUCCAGGUCUCCGAAUUGACU